CGCGAGCGGAGCUCCCGCCCGGGACCGCAGCGGCAGGCGACGUCGCGGCCACCUCCGCUGCACCCUGACUUCUGCCACUCGGGAGCAGGCAUCCACUCCUUCCCGGUCUCCCUUUGUCCAGUCCCCUCAUCCGUUCCCUCCCCCACCCCUUCUCCCAACCCCUACCCUGCGACACCUUCCCUCCUCUGUCCCUCUCCCCUUGUCCCCGCUCCCGUGCCUCUAGCCAGCGCGCUGCACACCCCUUGGACGAUCAGCACCCCGUGUUCUCCGAGGGCGAUCGGCACCCUGUGCACCCCUCUCUCUCCUUCAGCUCCAUCUCACAGCCCGCCUGGCCUCUCGCUCGCCGGCGGCUCCCUGCUCCCAUCCCGAGUGGGUUGCGCGUCGGGCAGCCGCCUGGUCAUGUCAGGAUGGAGAUCCGGCAGCACGAGUGGCUCUCGGCCUCCCCCCACGAGGGCUUCGAGCAGAUGAGGUUGAAAAGCCGCCCCAAGGAACCCUCGCCCAGCCUGACCCGAGUGGGCGCGAACUUCUACAGCAGUGUCAAGCAGCAGGACUACAGCGCCAGCGUCUGGCUCCGGAGGAAAGAUAAGCUGGAACACUCCCAGCAGAAGUGCAUCGUGAUCUUCGCUCUGGUCUGCUGCUUUGCAGUUCUGGUCGCACUGAUCUUUUCAGCUGUGGACAUCAUGGGAGAGGAUGAGGAUGGACUCUCAGAGAAGAAUUGCCAAAAUAAAUGUCGAAUUGCUCUUGUGGAAAACAUUCCUGAAGGCCUUAACUACUCUGAAGAUGCCCCAUUUCACUUACCACUUUUCCAAGGCUGGAUGAACUUACUCAACAUGGCCAAAAAGUCUGUUGACAUAGUGUCUUCCCAUUGGGACCUCAACCACACCCACCCAUCCGCAUGUCAGGGUCAACGUCUCUUUGAGAAAUUGCUCCAGCUGACGUCGCAAAAUAUUGAAGUCAAGCUGGUGAGCGACGUGACUGCAGAUUCAAAGGUAUUAGAAGCCUUGAAGUUAAAGGGUGCUGAGGUGACAUACAUGAACAUGACCGCCUACAACAAAGGCCGGCUGCAGUCAUCCUUCUGGAUUGUGGACAAACAGCAUGUGUACAUUGGCAGUGCAGGCUUAGACUGGCGAUCGCUUGGACAGAUGAAAGAACUCGGUGUCAUCUUCUACAACUGCAGCUGCCUGGUCCUAGAUUUACAAAGGAUAUUCGCUUUAUAUAGCUCAUUAAAAUUCAAGAGCAGAGUACCUCAGACCUGGUCCAAGAGACUCUAUGGAGUCUAUGACAAUGAAAAGAAGCUUCAGCUCCAAUUGAACGAAACCAAGUCGCAGGCCUUUGUGUCGAACUCUCCCAAACUCUUUUGCCCUAAAAACAGAAGCUUUGACAUCGACGCCAUCUACAGCGUGAUUGAUGAUGCCAAACAGUAUGUGUAUAUUGCCGUCACGGACUACCUGCCUAUCUCCAGCACAAGCACCAAAAGGACUUACUGGCCAGAUUUAGAUGGGAAAAUAAGAGAAGCAUUAGUUUUACGGAGCGUCAAAGUCCGGCUGCUCAUAAGCUUCUGGAAGGAGACGGAUCCCCUCACGUUUAAUUUCAUUUCGUCUCUUAAAGCUAUUUGCACCGAAAUAGCCAACUGUAGUCUAAAAGUUAAAUUUUUUGAUCUGGAAAGAGAGAACGCUUGCGCAACAAAAGAACAAAAGAACCAGACCUUUCCCAAAUUAAACCGCAACAAGUACAUGGUGACAGACGGAGCCGCUUACAUCGGAAAUUUUGACUGGGUAGGGAAUGACUUCACCCAGAAUGCUGGCACGGGCCUUGUCAUCAACCAGGCAGAUGUGAGAGGUAACAGGAGCAUCAUUAAGCAACUUAAAGAUGUGUUUGAGAGGGACUGGUAUUCGCCUUAUGCCAAAUCCAUACAGCCAACGAAACAGCCGAACUGUUCAAGCCUGUCCAAACUCAAGUCUCCGUCCAACCAACCUGCCAUUUCCAAUGCCACCGGGAAGGAGCCCUGACCACAGCUCACUAACAGACACGCAAGGCUUCAGACCAAACUCAGCAAGAACUAGAGGAAAGACAACAAUUUACUACAUCUUUUCUUUUAUUAAGGAGAAAUAAAAAGCACACUUAUUUAAAAUGUUCUCUGAAUGACAUGUAAUAUCUAGCUAACAACAUCUUAGCUCUGUAUAUUAAAUUUAAGACUUUUGUAUCUAUGUGCUCUGACAGAGAAUGUUGUUCUGGCGUAGGAGUUAGUUUUUAAUGACUACAAACACAUUUUACGACUUGGUUCUUGUCUCCUGAUUCUUACUGGUUUUAGAACCUUUUCUGCUGACCCACCUGCACUGGUUUUAAGAAGCAUAGCAUGAGGUGAGCCCUUUCCUUUAAUAUUGCUGAAUUCUGGAAUUAGAGGAAGGGGGAGAAGACACAGGCAGGGCCCAGUAUCUGCCCUGAUAUAUCAUCUCCAAGACCUAUCCAGGCAGCUGAGCCCAGGCGUCUCCAUCUCAUGCCAGCCUUCAAGACGACUGAAAAACACUCGUUUCUGUCCCCUUGUUCCUUGUGUUCUGAUACCAGGUUUUGGGGGGUAUCAGUCUGUCUUCUGACAAACAUGUUCUUGUAUUACAUCAUCCCUGGAUCCACCUCAGCUUUAGUUCAAAGGGUGGGAAUGUCUUAGGGAAUGGUAUGAAUUUUCCAAAUGGAAAUCAGUCUUUCACUUUCUUCUUUCAAUUACACUUUUUCCCAUCUUAAAUUGGUUACUUUUAAAAAACCACAGUCUUUCUUAUAUAUAUAUAUAUAUAUAUAUAUAUAUAUAUAUAUAUAUAUAUACCCUUUCCUCAAGCUCAGAAAAAUGAAGUAAGUGCCCCUGCUAAUACCCAGCAAGCCAUUAAGUCUGCAUUUGAAGAAUAAAGCAGUUUCACAUUUGUGCUUGGUUAACAGUGUUAUAAAGGAAAGAUCUAUGCGUCGGUGGAUUUUAAUUUAUUUAGAAUUAUUAUGCUGUUAAGAGUAUGCCAGCAAAUGUUUAUAAUAGAGCUAUUUAAUAUACCUUCUGCUAUUUAAUAUACCAAAUGCUUUUCAGACAAAUGCAAUUUAAAUACUGUGCUUAACAUAUUUUACUAAGAAACAGAAAUAUUGGAUUAUUGUUCUAUAAUGUCAUUGUGUGUUGUUGUUUUAUAUCUAUAUAAUAUACAAUCCUGUAUUAACAGAGACUGUUGCUGUAUGAGAGAGGUGUGACCUCUUCAGGGCCCAGAGCAAAUGGCCAAGAUGCCUAUGCCAGUAUGGCUCCUGACUCCGUGCUCAGAACAGAGCCCUUCCCUCUUUGGCCUCGGUUUUCUAUUGUUGAUGUAGACGAUAAUACCUACCUCGCAAGGAUGCUGUCGUGGUAGGCGAUAUUUAUAAGUUGUUUUUGAAAUCAAAAGAACCUAUAUAAAUGCUAAGCAUUACAUUGCAUAAUCUUUUUCUUGAAAUAAUCCCUGUGGUAUCCUGGUAGAAGCAAUACCAGGCACUCUCCCGAAGA
This is a messenger RNA of Apodemus sylvaticus (European woodmouse), 3505 nucleotides long. RefSeq names its product phospholipase D family member 5 (gene Pld5). The coding region runs from base 408 to 2009 and encodes 533 amino acids. The transcript is spliced from 10 exons. The record is from RefSeq and is a predicted model, not a curated record. Gene Ontology annotation, molecular function: catalytic activity. Lineage: Eukaryota; Metazoa; Chordata; Mammalia; Rodentia; Muridae.